CUUAGUUUGAAACAACAUCCUCUUCAGUGUUUAUAUUUUCCCAUUAAAGAUGUGGAGCGUUCAAGACCUGCUGUUCAUCCUCUGCAUUGUUCUCAGUUAUGUGACCAGAGCAGCAGGAGUGAUCCAUGUGUUUGGAUAUGUGGGCAGAGAUGUUGACGUUUCCUGCUCCUAUGGUCAGGGUUAUGAGUCUCAUGAGAAGUACCUGUGCAAGAACGACUGUGGCGACAGUGAUGUUCUUAUUAUGACACCAGAAACAAAGAAGAACAAAUACUCCAUCUAUGAUGACAAAGAGAAACGAAGCUUCACAGUGACCAUCUCUGAUCUUCAGUCUGUGGACGCUGGGAAAUACUGGUGUGGGGUGACAAUGUUUUUCAAAGAUAUCUACACUGAAGUGAAGCUGGAACUAGAACAAGAUCACUGCUGCAACAAUGUGGAUAAAAUUCAAAGUAAUGAAAGUGAUUCAGUGUCCAUCAUUUGUCCAUAUGAGUUGAAGUACCAGAACAAUCUGAAGUUCAUCUGCAGAGGAAACCAGCCCUCCACAUGUCUGCAGCAGGCAGUCAUCACCUCUGACAGCAAACAAAAUGGACGCUUCACACUCACUGAGGACAAGGAGUCAAGAAGAUUCACAGUGAACAUUAACAAGCUGACCCAAGAGGAUUCUGGGUGGUAUCUUUGUGGUGUCCAUAGAAACACUGGACUGGAUGUUUUCUCUGCUGUUGAGCUGGAGGUCGAAGUAUGCGUCUCUCUGAAUGUCAAGGAAUACAACCCAGUUAGCUCAACGUCAAACUUUACUGUUGUUUUUUCAAAAUAUUUCACACAGUGUAGUUUGAACAACUUCUUCUUCGGUUUUUAUAUUUUCCUAUUAAAGAUGUGGAGCGUUCAAGACCUGUUGUCCAUCCUCUGCAUUGUUCUCAGUUAUGUGACCAGAGCAGCAGGACUGAUCCGUGUGUUUGGAUAUGUGGGCAGAGAUGUUGACGUUUCCUGCUCCUAUGGUCGGGGUUAUGAGUCUUAUGAGAAGUACCUGUGCAAGAACGACUGUGGCGACAGUGAUGUUCUUAUCACGACAUCAGAAACAAAGAAGAACAAAUACUUCAUCUAUGAUGACAAAGAGAAACGAAGCUUCACAGUGACCAUCUCUGAUCUUCAGUCUGUGGAUGCUGGGAAAUACUGGUGUGGGGUGACGAGGACUGGAAAAGAUAUCUACACUGAAGUAAAACUGGAACUGAAACAAGAUCACUGCUGCGACAAUGUGGAUAAAAUUCAAAGCCAUGAAAGAGAUUCAGUGUCCAUCAUUUGUCCGUAUGAGUUGAAGUACCAGAACAACCUGAAGUUCAUCUGCAGAGGAAACCAGCCCUCCACAUGUCUGCAGCAGGCAGUCAUCAUCUCUGACAGCAAACAAAAUGGACGCUUCACACUCUCUGAGGACAAGGAGUCAAGAAGAUUCACAGUGAACAUUAACAACCUGACCCAAGAGGAUUCUGGGUGGUAUCUUUGUGGUGUCCAUAGAAACACUGGACUGGAUGUUUUCUCUGCUGUUGAGCUGGAGGUCAAAGUGUGGUGUUGUGUGAAGACACUUGCUAUGAAUGGUACUGUGACACGUCCAGUCACUCUGCAGUGUCCUUAUCCACCACAUCACCAGAAUAACAGGAAGUUCCUCUGUAAGGGAGACCACCGCAACAACUGCACAGACGUGUUGUCCAAUGGAAGCAGGUUCACGCUGCAAGAUGAUGUUUCUCUCAGCUCUUUCUCUGUGAUGAUCACAAACCUGGAAGCAGGUGAUGCUGGGAUGUACUGGUGUGGUUCAGACUCACAGUGGAGAGCUGGAAACUACACCAGGAUUCAACUGUCAGUGGGCGGAGCUCUCUAUGUGGUUGCCAUUGUACCUGCUGUGCUGCUCAUACUAAUAGUGGCUCUGAUCAUAGUUUAUAAGCAGAAAUGUCACAAAGUACAAGACACUGGAGUGGGCAUCACCAGACACUGUGCGGCAGCAGGAGAACCCAAAGGUUCAGAAGAGAUUUAUGCCAAUGAAGAAACUGUCGGGUUCUCAAAGCAGACGGCCUCUAAACUGCAGGGCGCUUGUAACGUCUACGGCAACGCAGAUGACGACCAACCAGACUACGAAAACUUCACAGCAACAGAAGAAAUCUACUGUAAUGAAAGUUUCCAUCUGUCUAAUCACAAGUGAAUAUUGAGAUGUAGUUAUUAUGUAUAAUGUAUAUUCAUGGCUUUUUCUCAGUUACACAUUUGCUAAUGCCUAGUGUUUAGUGUCGUGUUUAGUGCUGAUAAUACUAUCUACACUCCCUGUUUUAAAUUCUGGGCACUUUACCAUUACUCAAAAUAUAAGUGACCUUCUUGUAUAUAAAGUGAAUAACUGAUACAA
This is a messenger RNA of Mugil cephalus (flathead mullet), 2380 nucleotides long. RefSeq names its product polymeric immunoglobulin receptor-like. Bases 50 to 2185 code for a protein of 711 amino acids. The record is from RefSeq and is a predicted model, not a curated record. Lineage: Eukaryota; Metazoa; Chordata; Actinopteri; Mugiliformes; Mugilidae. The transcript is spliced from 10 exons.